AUGGCGUGCAUAAGUGCUAUAUUCAUAAUAGAUUUAAAAGGAAAAGUAAUAAUAAAUAGAAAUUAUAGAGGAGAAGUGAAUGUAAAUUUAACAGAAGUAUUUUAUAAUUGCGUUAUUGACCAAGAAGACAAUUUAAUAAAACCUAUCUUUCAUGUAAAUGGAUUAACAUAUUGCUGGGUUGCUCAUAAUAAUAUUUAUAUAUUAGCUGUAACUAGAAAAAAUAGCAAUGCAACUUUAAUUAUAACAUUUUUAUAUAAAUUAAUACAAGUUCUAAAAGAUUAUUUUAAAGUUUUAGAAGAAGAAAGCAUAAAGGACAAUUUUGUUAUUACUUAUGAAUUACUAGAUGAAAUGAUUGAUAAUGGAUUCCCGCAAUUAAGUGAAGUAAAAAUAUUAAGAGAGUACAUAAAAAAUAAAGCACACCAAUUAACAGUUAAUAAUAUUAAAAUACCAUCAGCUAUAACUAAUUCUGUCUCAUGGAGAAAUGAAGGAAUAAAAUAUAAAAAAAAUGAGAUAUUUUUAGAUGUAAUUGAAAGUUUAAAUAUUAUAAUAUCAUCUAAUGGAACAGUUUUAAGAAGUGAGAUUUUAGGUUGUUUAAAAAUGAAAUCUUAUUUAUCUGGUAUGCCUGAAUUAAAACUGGGUUUAAAUGAUAAACUAUUAUUUAAUAAAAACUUAAAUAAUUAUCCGAAUUCAUCAAAUAAUAUAAAUAGUAAAGCAAAAUUAGUAGAACUAGAAGAUAUAAAAUUUCAUCAGUGUGUACGAUUAUCAAAAUUUGAAAAUGAUAGAACUAUAUCUUUUAUACCUCCAGAUGGGAUAUUUAAUUUAAUGACCUAUCGUUUAAGUACUCACGUAAAACCAUUAUUUUGGUUAGAUAUUAAUAUUUCUAAAAAAUCUUUAACAAAAAUUGAAUACAUUGUUAAAGCAAAAUCACAAUUUAAAAACAAAAGUAUUGCAAAUAAUGUAGAAUUUCAUUUUCCUGUCCCUGCAGAUGUGGAUUCACCACAUUUUCAAACAUAUAUAGGAAAUGUAAAAUAUUAUCCAGAUAAAGAUAUUUUAAUAUGGAAAAUUAAGCAAUUUCAAGGUCAAAAAGAAUAUAUUAUGAAUGCUCAAUUUGGAUUACCAUCAAUUGUAUCUAAUGAAAAUAAAGACUUAUAUUAUAAAAGACCAGUAAAUGUAAAAUUUGAAAUACCUUAUUUUACUGUGUCUGGUAUUACUGUCAGAUAUUUAAAAAUUAUUGAAAAAAGUGGUUAUCAAGCUUUACCAUGGGUUAGAUAUAUAACUCAAAAUGGAGAUUAUCAAUUAAGAAUGUCAUAA
Molecule: messenger RNA, 1311 nt
Organism: Plasmodium gallinaceum
Lineage: Eukaryota; Apicomplexa; Aconoidasida; Haemosporida; Plasmodiidae
Gene: AP1M1
Product: AP-1 complex subunit mu-1, putative
Exons: 1
Coding region: 1-1311 (436 amino acids)
Biological process (GO): vesicle-mediated transport; intracellular protein transport
Cellular component (GO): clathrin adaptor complex; cytoplasmic vesicle
Source: RefSeq, a predicted model, not a curated record